ACACACACACACACACGAGCGCGUCCACAGGAUCAUAACAACGAACAGAGUUUGUGAAAAAGGAAGACGAAAGCCCGAGUUCCGAAUUGUCUGCUUGUUUGAAUGCGCAUCUGUUGAUCUCCCGACGAGCAGCUUCUCACUUUCUGAAUUUUUGAUCGAAGCCAAGUGCUGAGGUUGAAAUUUCAGAAAUGACGGACACUUUAAUACCAAACGGAUGCGAGAGCAACGGAGUGAGCGAGAAUGACUACUUCAGAAGGGGCUGUAACCCGCUGGCUCAGACUGGCCGCAGCAAGCUGCAAAACCAGCGAGCGGACCUCAAUCAACAGAUCAUCAAACAGUAUAGAAUGAGAGCGGGGGCUGAAAAUCUCCUGGUGGCCACAGCCAACAGUAAAGUCCGAGAUAUGGUUAUAUUGGAGCUAAGCUAUGUGAACGCCAACCUGCAGCUUCUUAUGGAGCAAUUGGAAGGUCUGAACAGUUCAGUGGAGGUUUACCAGAAUGUACAAGAUUCAGCCAUAAUCCCUCUCGUUCCUUUGGGCCUGAAGGAGACAAAAGAUGUUGACUUUUCUGUACCGUUCAAGGAUUUCAUCCUCGAGCAUUACAGUGAGGAUGGCACACGCUUUCAGGACAAAAUUGAUGAUCUGAUGGACCUCAGAAAGGCAUGCCGCAAUCCAAGCCGUAACAAUGUGGGGGUCGAGCUUCUCGCCAGCUACUUCAGUCAGCUGUCACUCCUGGAGAGUCGCUUCUUCUCCCCCACCCGGCCCAUGGGCAUUUUCUUCACAUGGUAUGACUCUUUUACUGGCAUGCCAACGUGCCAACAGAAUAUUUCCCUGGAAAAGGCUAGCGUCCUGUUCAACAUGGCUGCUCUGUACAGCCAGAUCGGCAUACGCAACAACAGACGCACGCAGGCUGGCCUAGAGGACGCCAUCGAUGCUUUGCAAAAAUCAGCCGGUGUGCUCCAUCAUCUGAAGGAAACAUUUACAUACACUCCCAGCUAUGACAUGAGCCCAGCUAUGUUGAAUAUGCUGAUAAAGAUGAUGUUGGCUCAGGCUCAGGAGUGUGUGUUUGAGAGGAUCACUCUGCCUGGAAUCCGCAAUGAGUUCUUCAGCCUGCUCAGGAUGGCACAGGAAGCUGCCAAGGUGGGAGAGGUGUAUGAACAUGUACACCAGUGCAUGAUCCAGGUCCCUGUUAAAGACAAUGUGCCCUUUUUCUGGUCCACAAUGGCACAAGUGAAGGCCCAUCACUAUCGUGCUCUCGCCCAUUACUUCAUUUCCACCUCCCUAUUGGACCAUGAGUUAACCCUCAGUGAUAAUGAGGACAAACAGGAGAAAGCUCUGUCUCAGGCGUAUGACACUAAGCCUUUUGGGCACUCUACCCUUGAGAUCCUGCGAAAGAAACGGGAGCGGCGCCGUAUAGGUAAGGCUCACCUGAAGCGUGCCAUAAUGAAUCAAGAGGACGCGCUGCGUAACCAAAGCCUGUGCCCUCACCUCCGCAAGCUGGACAUCCUCAGUACCAUUCUUGAAGCUAGCCACAAGCGCUCACUCACAAAAUUUGAGCAAUAUGACACAGAAGAUGAGUUCACAGAUUAUAUGGAGGCACCAGACAUCAUCUCUAAAACUGAGCAGAAAGCAGAUCUGGACAUUCCUGCCACCACUAAGGUGAAAGUCAAAGACCUAUUCCACCAACUGGGCCCGUUGUCCAUAUUCUCAGCUAAACAGAGGUGGACUGCACCACGCACACUCAGGGUAAAGGCUGAGGACAGAGAAAUAGGUUUCACACUGAAGGGGGGUGCACCUGUCCAGAUCCAAUCACUUGACCCGCUCUGUCAGGCAGCUGCGGAUGGCCUGAAAGAGGGUGAUUGCUUGGUUGCCGUUGGCGACACGGAUUGUAAAUGGAUGGGCGUGAGUGAUGUCAUGAAGCUGUUAAAGGAUGUAGACGAAGAAGGCAUCGACAUAAAAGUCAUCAGCAUGAUGGAUACCAGCAUCCAGGCCAUGCCCACAAAAAGUGCCACAUUCUCAGGCGGUUUCCAAAAAACCUACUCCAUGAUCUGCCUGGCUGACAAUGAAGAAGACAAACCUUCAAAAGCAUGCAAAGUCAGCAAGAAGAUGUCAUUCCUCAGCUGGGGGCUGAAGAACAAGCAUAAGAGUGCCAGCACUCUGAGCCUCCCUACUGCUGACUACAAACCCUCCAUCCCCAGGUCCUUCCACGACAGUAGCCUCUACUAAACACACAGACACAGCGAACAUUGACCUGCUGGUUGUGGCACAGUGCUAUCAGGUACUAAGCGGAAAUAUAGUGAAGGAACAAAGACUUUUGCACAGAUCUUAGGACAGAUUAAAGAGUAAAUGUUUUUUUUUCUGCUGGCAAAACGUUUCUUGUCCUGCAAGUCAUUGUGCUCGUAUAGUUGAUAUGAUUCAAAUAUAAAUGGUUUUUGUAAAUCUAUAAAUAUAUAAAUGUGUUAGAAAUCUGUUAUAUUAUCUCCGCGUGUGCUAUAUACAGUAUGGGAGGGACUUUUAUUUUAAAACAUAAACAGUCCUACAGGGAACUAAUACUUUUGAGACAUAAUCUUGCUAAUAGUUCUGAAGAAGCCAGGAGGACCCUGUACUUUUACCAAUCUAGUGCUGCUGCUGUAAAUAUUCUUAUUUCACUGUAUUUUUCUAUGGAAGAAUCAGUGAUUUAUCGGUAGGUGAAGUUUAUUAAUCUCUCCACAGUUUCACACUAAGGAAUAAAGUCAAAGAUUUACUAAAGACUUUAGGCAUCACCGCCAUAGGGAACAUUUUUGGAGCAUUUGUAGAAGUAAAAAAUGUUAAAAUAUUACAGUAAGGUUAGCGCGAGGUGUAUAUCGGAGUGUUACAGUUUGUGUAAUGUGAAUGUUCAGUGGGUGUAUUGUGUAAUCUACCUGUGUAGUCGUCGUUUCUGUAUUAUAAACCAUGCCUUAUUCAUUUGGACGUAAGAGUAGACAGGAAGAUUCUGCCAGGACUCUGGUGGUACUUGAGUUCAAUAUAUUGCCAACCUUGAGCUCGAAGGAUUAAAGACGAACUUCAUUCAGCAUGGAAAGACUUUUUAUUAUUCUUAUUUUGAUGUAGGCUAACACCUGAAGUGUUAGAUGUAUUUCAUUGUCUACAGCGUAGAUACUUAUACACAUUUGAUAAUCAAAUAAAUAAAAUGCACAUAGAGGAAAAAGAUCUAGAAAUAUAAGUAUGUAUUCAUUCCUUAUUCAGUACGUAUUCAGUGAUCCUGUUCCACCAUGGCUAAGUUGCACAAAGGUGAUGCCAUAGGUGAGCUGAUGGAUUUUUUUUGUUUUUUGUUAUAUGUAUAAAUUUUAUGUUUGUGCAAUUAAGUAUUUGACUUCUUCACACUUCUCUCUUCUUCAAGUGACUUUUCUAGUGUUUUAUUUGUAUCAUUUUCUUUAUGUGUGUGCGUGUCUUGAUCGGCGUUCUUUUUCGACUGUGUAAUUCCCUUUAAAGUGAUUUUAGUCUGAACUUUUGUCUUUUACAUGUCACUGUCUCUGUGUACACAAGAGCUGCAAUAUCUAGACAUGGAUUUUUGGGAUUUUUAAUAAAAAUAAAAAGGAGUAUAAUGUUGGACGAUGUUAAGACCUCAUGAAAGGUAGUGGAGGUCACAUGCAGGUUGAUUAUGAUUAUAAUAGCACACUAUUUUAAAAGGCAUAUUUAUAUAUUGUGGGUCAAUUAUUAAUAUAUUAGUAACUGUAAAUGAGCCUUAAAGGGCAAACCUCCAUAAUGGUACUGUAUCCAGUGGGGUUUUGGCAUUUGGAUUUUUUUUUUUUUUGGUUGUGAUUCGUUUCGUUUCUUCGCUUUUCUGUUGCACUCUACUGUUUAUUCGGAGUGAAAGUGAGGCUCAUUUGGUAAUUUUAUUUUUUCUGUCACUUUGUUGUAUACAUGGAAUACCUGGAAUAAAAAAUAAUGGGUGAUA
Messenger RNA from Hemibagrus wyckioides, 3930 nucleotides. It is a transcript of the gene rhpn2, whose product is annotated as rhophilin, Rho GTPase binding protein 2. The transcript is spliced from 15 exons. Gene Ontology annotation, molecular function: protein binding. Bases 189 to 2222 code for a protein of 677 amino acids. Gene Ontology annotation, biological process: negative regulation of stress fiber assembly; signal transduction. Lineage: Eukaryota; Metazoa; Chordata; Actinopteri; Siluriformes; Bagridae. The record is from RefSeq and is a predicted model, not a curated record.